CAUUCCUCGACUUGGGUGUGGACUGUGUGUGAGCUAGGGAGACGUUGACUCUCUAAAGUCGAAAUCUUGUCUGUGGAGAAAGAAAGGAGAGACAGAGACAACUGUCAGACAUGGAGGCAGGCAUUAUCCUCACGCAGGGCCAAUACGAUGUAAUAGCCAAGAUCUUCAGAGGGGCUGACACGGAGGAAUCAGGGAACGUGCCUACCAGCGUCGUACCGUCACUGGCAGGGAAGGUCCUGGGAUCCACUGCCAAGGAGAGCGACCUGCAGCUAAUCCAGUUCUGGGUCAGUCAGAGGGAAGGAGACGGUACGAUGUCGUUUGCCGAGUUCCUGGAGCUAAUGGCGGACGUAAUGUCCCAAACCACUCGCUGGGGUAACCUGUCCACGAAGCUGAGCGGCUACGUUGGAUUCGACACGAUCCAGGAGCAGAUCAAGAAGAAAUCAAUCAAACGAGGCUUUGAGCUCAAUCUCAUGGUCGUAGGGGAGACUGGAUUGGGGAAGUCGACUCUCAUCAAUACCCUAUUCCGUGCCAAGAUCAGCCGCACCGCAGCCACUCCCGGUCCCCAUGUGGUUCCGCCCACCACCGAGGUCAUGUCUGUCAGUCAUGUGAUAGAAGAGCAGGGAGUCCGUCUGAAGCUAACUGUGACCGACACCCCAGGGUUCGGAGACCAGGUCAACAACGACAAGUGUUGGGAGCCAAUCGCCGAGUUUGUGAAUGAACAGUUUGAUCGCUACCUCAACGAGGAGGUGAGCAUUAAUAGGAAGAAGGUGAUCCCAGACACUCGCGUCCACUGCUGUCUCUACUUCAUUCCUCCGACUGGACACAGCCUUCGUCCCAUUGACGUGGAGUUCAUGAAGCACCUCCACGGUUUUGUGAACGUCGUCCCGGUGAUCGCAAAGGCCGAUACCCUCACCAUCGAGGAGAGGGACAGCUUCAAACAGAGGAUUAAGGAAGACCUCCAUUUCCACGGCAUCAACAUCUACCCCACAGCCUACGGCGCCGAGGACGAGGAGGAUGCUGCCGCUAAUCACAAGAUUGAGCAAUACAUCCCAUUUGCAGUGAUAGGCAGCGACCGUGAAGUGGCUGUGGGGGGUAAGAAACUGCUGGGGAGACAGACCAAGUGGGGAUUCAUCGAAGUGGAGAACAGGAAACACUGCGAGUUCUCUCAGCUGAGGGACAUGCUCAUCAAGACCCACCUGCAGGAUCUAAAGGAGACAACAGACAAGGUCCACUAUGAGAAUUUCCGUCACCGCCGUCUGGAGCAGACCCAACAGACCGGCCACGACCCCACGGACGAGAGUAACAUCUGACCUUUGACCCCACACCUCACACAAAUUUAGAACAUAUUAUGUAGCAUUAAUUUCUUAACGAGAUUUACCAAUUUAUGGCCGAAGUUGCCAUCAUGUAGGAAUCACACUAACAAUUAUCUCAGAUUAUGUAAUGUAGGUCAUUCUUCGAUGUUUCAAUAAUUGUACUUUACGCCUAACAAUAUCACAUUUUUGAAUUUUUGUGAUUACUGAUGAUAGCUUUCUCUCCACAUAAGAAAAUAUAACUUUGUGUGUGGCAAGUGUGACGCUGGGGUGAUUGACAAUCAGUUGCCAUGGUGCUCAUGCGGAAUGUUGGUCUGUGGUGUGGUUGAGCUCGGGGAACAACUCCGUCACUAUGACAUCCAGCAGAGAGUAGAACAGCUGUUUGUUGAGGGCGUGGCACUGGAGAAACUCAAACAAGAUGACCACACCCCCUCUGUACCGGUCCUGUCCAAGGGCAGUCACCAGGAGCUCUGGAGGGUAGCUGAGGAGCUGGCCGAGGGCCCGCCAAGCCAAGUCUCCCUCCUCCCCAGACAAUCUCCCCACCACCUCUCUGGAUGAGAGAGAAUCCAGUCUGAUAUCACGCUCUCAUGUACAGUGGCUGUAAUGAGUAGGGCCUUACCCUGGAGGAUUGCCGGCUCCAGGAAACAGGUUAUCUAGUGUGAACAAACAGGUUUGGUUUAAUCAUUACAUCAUUGGAAUGACCUCUGACCU
Molecule: messenger RNA, 2021 nt
Organism: Geodia barretti
Lineage: Eukaryota; Metazoa; Porifera; Demospongiae; Tetractinellida; Geodiidae
Source: the annotation of a GenBank genome assembly